GACUGUAGACACAGUACAGGGAAUGACCAGAGACUGCAGACACAGUACAGGAGAUGACCAGAAACUGCGGACAGUACAGGAGAUGACCAGAGACUGCAUACAUAGUGCAGGAGAUGACCAGAGACUGCGGACAGUACAGGGGAUGACCAGAGACUGUAGACACAGUAAAGGGGAUGACCAGAGACUGCGGACAGUACAGGAGAUGACCAGAGACUGCAUACAUAGUACAGGAGAUGACCAGAGACUGCGGACACAGUACAGGAGAUGACCAGAGACUGCGGACAUAGUACAGGAGAUGACCAGAGACUGCGUACAUAGUACAGGAGAUGACCAGAGACUGCGUACAUAGUACAGGAGAUGACCAGAGACUGCGGUCAUAGUACAGGAGAUGACCAGAGACUGCAGACAUAGUACAAGAGAUGACCGGAGACUGCGUACAUAGUACAGGAGAUGACCAGAGACUACAGACAUAGUACAGGAGAUGACCAGAGACUGCGGACAUACCCCAGGAGAUCACCA
Molecule: messenger RNA, 519 nt
Organism: Staurois parvus
Lineage: Eukaryota; Metazoa; Chordata; Amphibia; Anura; Ranidae
Source: the annotation of a GenBank genome assembly